Symbiodinium sp. CCMP2456 is the source of this 319-nucleotide messenger RNA. NCBI's taxonomy places the organism in Eukaryota, Dinophyceae, Suessiales, Symbiodiniaceae. The record is from the annotation of a GenBank genome assembly.
GUUCCUGGCCUACGAAGGGCUGCGGGGCUCGGGCGCGGCAGGAUCACUGCCCCCGGGCGUGGCAGGGGCUGUGGCUACAUUGGCGGCCAACGCGGUGACCACGCCCCUGGACGUGGUCCGGACGCAGGUGAUGUGUGAAGGGACCAGCAAGACGGCGUCCCCCAACGCCCUGGAGAAGUUGAAGGAGCUCCUCAGUUCGGGUGACUCCGAGCAGAUCUGGUCAGGCUUCGGCUGGCGCCUGGGCCGGGGGAUCGUGGCCGGUGCGAUCCAGUUCACCGUCCUGGAGGGUACGAAGGAUGCUGUGGAGGGCCGGCGGUAG